This is a messenger RNA of Mangifera indica (mango), 1051 nucleotides long. RefSeq names its product NEDD8-conjugating enzyme Ubc12-like. Gene Ontology annotation, cellular component: nucleus. The transcript has 6 exons. The record is from RefSeq and is a predicted model, not a curated record. The coding region runs from base 165 to 722 and encodes 185 amino acids. Gene Ontology annotation, molecular function: NEDD8 transferase activity. Gene Ontology annotation, biological process: protein neddylation. NCBI's taxonomy places the organism in Eukaryota, Viridiplantae, Streptophyta, Magnoliopsida, Sapindales, Anacardiaceae.
AUAAAAACACAAAAACGAGGAAAAACCAAAAAUGCUCACAAUACACUUUCGUUUCAGAUAAUACGCUAAUUCGUCUUUCUCUCAUCCCGUGUUCUUCUUGUCUAAUCCAGACCCUGUUGUCAACAGAGAGAGCGCUUUGGCGUGUUUGUCUUUGAGCAGGAAAAAUGAUUAAGCUAUUCAAAGUCAAGGAAAAGCAGAGGGAAAUCGCUGAAAAUGCCAAUGCCAAGGGGAAGCCACCAAUCAAGAAGCAGAGUGCUGGGGAGUUACGUCUCCAUAAAGACAUUAGUGAAUUGAACCUACCAAAAACUUGCGGCAUUGUAUUUCCAAAUGGCAAGGAUGACUUAAUGAACUUUGAGGUUACGAUUAGGCCUGAUGAAGGAUAUUAUCUAGAUGGUACAUUUUUGUUCUCUUUCCAAGUGUCACACAUUUACCCUCAUGAAGCACCAAAGGUCAAGUGCAAGACAAAGGUGUACCACCCUAAUAUUGACUUGGAGGGAAAUGUUUGCCUCAACAUCCUAAGAGAGGAUUGGAAACCUGUUCUGAAUAUAAACACUAUUAUAUAUGGACUGUUUCAUCUUUUUACGCAACCCAACUAUGAGGAUCCUCUUAAUCACGAAGCAGCAGCUGUUUUAAGGGAUAACCCAAAGUUGUUUGAAUCAAAUGUUAGAAGGGCAAUGGCUGGUGGAUAUGUGGGGCAAACCUUCUUCACUCGAUGCAUUUAGAGGCUUCUUGAGUUGAAAAACAACAGAACUACUCUAAAUUUCUGGGGCUGUAUAUUUGUUCGCAAGGAUUCUUCUUCCACUUCUAGUGUGCUGUUGUGACAAAUAUUCUCAGAAUCAAGCAGAAGCACACAGAAGAUGUUUGUGUGCUGCUGUAACUUUUUACGUUUGUUAAAUUGGCGGGGGGAUAACAUUAUUUUUCUUUAUUUUGAUGUGAAUCAAUUGGGAGAAGCUCUAGACUCAGAGACUCUAGUAAGUGUAUUUUCUUCUAUCUUUAUGGGGUGGUGAAGCAUGCUUUCUUUGAUGCCAAGAAAAUAUUUUAUGUUUCUGUA